GCGUCGACGUCGGCGGCCCCAUGGACGGCCUCCUAGUCUUCGUCUUCUACCUCUCGCUUCCUAUACGUGGCGGCCGCGACCACUCUAAUUGCUAGCCUCCCGCCGGAUCGAUCUCGCCGCGCACGCACCGCACUCUCCGAUCUCUCUCCGACUCUGCUCUGAUUCGAUUCUCCCUCCCCGCCGCGCCUCGCCGUCGAACGCGGGGCCUGAUUCGUCUGACCGCGCGUCUCCGAGGAUGGACCAGCCGCCGAAUGGCUUCGCCGCCGGAGGUCUUUUCGUUCAGCACAUUGAUGGGCAAAACGCUCCUCCCCCUUCUGUAAUUGUGAUUGGUGGAGGGAUUUCAGGCAUUGCAUCUGCUCGUGCCUUGUCAAAUGCUUCAUUUAAGGUCACAUUGUUAGAGUCGCGGGAGCGACUUGGUGGCCGUGUGCAUACUGACUAUUCUUUUGGCUGCCCAAUUGACAUGGGAGCAUCUUGGUUGCAUGGUGUUUGCAAUGAGAAUUCUUUGGCGCCAUUGAUUAGGCUUCUUGGGCUUAGAUUAUAUCGCACCAGUGGUGAUAACUCUGUGCUUUAUGACCAUGAUUUGGAGAGCUACGCGCUCUUUGAUAAAGAUGGUCAUCAAAUUCCCCAGGAGAUAGUAACCAAAGUUGGGGAAAUAUUUGAGCAGAUUCUGAAGGAGACGGUGAAAGUUAGAGAUGAAUAUGCAAACGACAUGCCUCUUGUUCAAGCCAUCUCAAUGGUGCUUGACAGAAAUCCACAUCUAAAGCUUGAGGGUUUGCAAUAUGAAGUAUUGCAGUGGUGCAUUUGUAGAUUGGAAGCAUGGUUUGCCACUGACGUGGAUAAUAUAUCUUUGAAAAACUGGGAUCAGGAGCAUGUUCUUACUGGUGGACAUGGGCUUAUGGUGAAUGGCUACGACCCUGUUAUCAAAGCUCUCUCCCGAGAUCUUGAUGUCCACCUGAACCACAGGGUUACCAAAAUCAUCCAGCGGUAUAAUAAAGUCAUCGUAUGCGUGGAAGACGGGACAAGCUUUGUUGCAGAUGCUGCCAUAAUAACCGUCCCUCUCGGUGUACUCAAGGCGAACAUCAUCAAGUUUGAACCUGAGCUCCCAGACUGGAAACUAUCGGCAAUCUCUGAUCUUGGUGUUGGCCUCGAGAACAAGAUAGCCCUCAGAUUCAACACAAUAUUUUGGCCCAAUGUAGAAGUACUGGGCAGGGUUGCCCAAACAUCGAAUGCGUGCGGCUACUUUCUUAACCUUCACAAGGCCACAGGGCAUCCAGUGCUAGUAUGCAUGGUGGCGGGCAGAUUCGCAUACGAAAUGGAGAAGCUAUCAGACGAAGAAUCCGUAAACUUUGUCAUGUCACAGCUCAGGAGAAUGCUGCCAGGGGCCACCGAGCCGGUCCAGUAUCUGGUUUCACGGUGGGGAACCGACCCCAACUCGCUCGGCUCCUACUCGUGCGACUUGGUCGGGAAACCGGCCGACCUGUAUGAGCGAUUCUGCGCUCCGGUGGGCAACCUGUUCUUUGCUGGGGAGGCCGCCUGCAUCGACCACUCGGGGUCUGUGCACGGAGCGUAUUCGUCAGGCAUCGGCGCUGCGGAGGACUGCCGAAGGCGCCUCUCGACGCAGCUCGGUAUCUCCGACCUGUUCCAGGUGGGGAAGAUUGUGAUGAGGGAGGAGAUGACUGAAGUCAUGGUCCCCCUCCAGAUAUCCAGGCUGUGAAAGGAAGGAAGAACAAACCUGUCUACUAUUAUUAGCAUCGUGUUGUUCUGUUAACAUCGUAGCUGUAAUUUACCUCCGAAACUGUACAAUUUCGCAGCGUCUGAUCUUUGAUGUAUCUCUCAAUAACAUGCGGACUUUCCCUCUGAUUUCAUCAAUAUUGCUCUUGUUAUC
Messenger RNA from Triticum urartu, 1885 nucleotides. RefSeq names its product polyamine oxidase 5. The record is from RefSeq and is a predicted model, not a curated record. Gene Ontology annotation, cellular component: peroxisome. Gene Ontology annotation, biological process: polyamine catabolic process. Gene Ontology annotation, molecular function: polyamine oxidase activity. Lineage: Eukaryota; Viridiplantae; Streptophyta; Magnoliopsida; Poales; Poaceae.